UUUUUUCUCUCUUUUUUAAGUGUAAAAAGUGUUCACAUUCACAUUAAUUCACAUCAACAAAUCCUCUUUACAGAGCUUCACUACUUAUAGCCAUUCAUUUCUCGGCAGAUUCAAUCUCGUCUCAACUCAUGGAUUGGUUGCACAAGUUUCUGCUUGCAGCUUUCCUCGUAGCCGGAGCCUCGAUCACUGGAGCUCGCGGCGAUGCCAUGGUCACCGGAACCGUGUUUUGUGAUCAAUGCAAAGAUGGCCAGAUCUCUCUCUUUGAUUAUCCCUUAUAUGGGAUAAAGGUGACAAUGGCCUGCCCGGGGAGCGAUGGGCAGUACACAACGUGGGGGGAGGAGACCACGAACUGGCUAGGAAACUACGCGAUGAGAGUUGGGGGCACCCCCAAUUUGAAUGCGUGCUACACGCAGGUCUCGAGCAACGGGCAGGGCUCGAACGCCUGUGGAGCGGCCGCGGGGCCGGCCAAGCAACUCCGGCUCAUGUUCAACAUGUUCAACACGGAGAUGUACUCCGUUGACCCGUUGCUGGCUCAGCCGGCUCAACCCAUGUCGUUCUGCCCGAGCUCAUCCACCCCUGCCCCGGUCAGCCCUCCGCCCGCGCCUCUGCUGCCCCCUGUCCCCCGCUUCCCGCCCGCGCCCUUCUUGGAAGCCUCGGCCUGUCCCCACCAGAUGUGGUUGAUGCCGGAAUACCAAUGCUAUUGGAAGGUGGUGAGUCCGGACACGAAGGUGGCCGUUGCGUUCGGGUUGAUCGCGGGCCGUAGGUACGGAGCGGACAUGACCCUAAGGCAAGGGAUGCUAGGGAGAGGGGAUCCCUAUAGGACAUUGUUGAGGGAAGGCACCACAGCAUUGCUCAACUCCUACAAUAGCAUACAAUUCCCAUACCACCCUAUAGGUGUGAUUGAAGCUAUGAAUUUGGCGUUGAUGGGGUCCACGCGCAACGUGCUCCACACCGCAUUGAGCUUCAUGAGGGCUAACGCCGGCUCGGGCAAUGCGGCCACCUGCAGAUUCACCACUUGCAAGUGAAUCUCCACACCUUUGUUUAGGUGUUUCAAAUUGUGUGUUUCUAACUUCUUAAAUUUGUUAUUGUGCGUUUAUUAUAGAGUUGUAGAAUGAGGUUGAUGGGUUGGAGGAGUUUUGGAAGAGGGGCUUCUUUUAUUACAUAGAUUGUUGACCUUUGAAUCUACUUGUGUAAACUUUUUAUUACUGCAGUUGGAACGUGUUGCUACAAAUAAAUUGUUGAGAAUUUGGUCAUUUUAUUUUAUUGAAAAAGAAUAAGCGGAGUUUUGCAUAGCCCUUGUUC
Molecule: messenger RNA, 1302 nt
Organism: Salvia hispanica
Lineage: Eukaryota; Viridiplantae; Streptophyta; Magnoliopsida; Lamiales; Lamiaceae
Product: Pollen Ole e 1 allergen and extensin family protein
Source: RefSeq, a predicted model, not a curated record